AUGAUCAAAGAUUUAUAAGUACCUUCAAUUAUUGGCAAUGGAAAGUAUACCUUUGGAAAAGAAUUAGGUUAUGGAGCAUACGGCAAAGUUUGUCUCUACAAAAAUAAGGCUGGAAUAGAAUUCGCUUUAAAAAUAUUUAAAGAAUAUACUAAAUUCAUUGAAGAAAAGUCAAUCUAGCUAGAUCUUUAAGCAAAGAAUAUGGAUAAAGAUCUAAUGAUUCCUGAUAUUUAUUACGAUGGUAGUUAAAUUUGCUUAAAUGAUAAUGAAGAGUAACUGAGCUACUUGGUGUUUGAAUAUCUUCCACUAUCUUUAGAGAAAUAUUAUAAAGAGAAGAUAGCACUAAAUAUAAGAGUUGAUUUACCUAAAAUGAUAACUCAAGUCAUCACAUUGUUAAAGCAACUGCACAAAUUAGGCUACCGUCACAGAGACAUUAAACCAGAUAAUUUCAGAGUUAAGGAGUAAAUCGAAGGAGAUUUCUAGAUCUAUUUAAUUGAUUUCGGAUCAGCAAAAGUAAUUUAAGAAGUUUAAAAUUCAGAUUAGAUUUUAAAAAAUGUUGGUACAUCAGCUACCUCAUCGAUAUUUACAACAGAUGAUAAGAUAGCUCUUGAAGGAGAUGAUUUAAUAUCAGCUCUCUACACAAUUUUAAUCCUCGUUGAGCCUGCAAAUAUUAGCUGGUUAGAAAUAUGUUAUUAAAUAGUGGGAAAUCCUACUAUGGACUAAAAGUAAGAAAUGAUUGCUAAGAAAGAAGAAAUAAAUGAAGGAUAAUUCAACAAUAAAUUAUGCUAAAGAGCCGUCUCUGUAAUAAAGUAUCUCGAGAAACUAAGAAAUACUAACCUUUAAAAAUACCAAAGUGGUUUGGAGUAUGAUGAAGUCAUCAAUUUUAUAACAAAUGAUGUUGAUAAUUUAGAUAUCAGAUAAAAACAGCCAUAAAAGAGAAAGAGUUUUGAUAUUGAAAAAAAGCCAGACAUUAUCAAUCCAGAUACAGAUACAGAAGAAAAUUAAUAGAGAUAAAAUAUUCUUAUUCAGAUACUCUACUUUAUCUCCUGUUGUUGUAUUUGGAUAAAGAUAUUCAGAUGCUGCAAGAGAAAAAGGACUUAUGAUAUAGGAGACGAUGACAAUUAAGAUGCUUUUAACAGAGAAAAUAAGCAGUAAAUGUAGGAGGAAUUGAUUAAUAAGGAUAAAUAAAAUUGA
Messenger RNA from Stylonychia lemnae, 1191 nucleotides. The record is from the annotation of a GenBank genome assembly. NCBI's taxonomy places the organism in Eukaryota, Ciliophora, Spirotrichea, Sporadotrichida, Oxytrichidae.